This is a messenger RNA of Trichomonas vaginalis G3, 879 nucleotides long. RefSeq names its product EP4 subtype prostaglandin E2 receptor binding. Gene Ontology annotation, molecular function: protein binding. NCBI's taxonomy places the organism in Eukaryota, Parabasalia, Trichomonadida, Trichomonadidae. The record is from RefSeq and is a predicted model, not a curated record. The transcript has a single exon. Bases 1 to 879 code for a protein of 292 amino acids.
AUGAAUGAUCCGAAAAGAAAUCAAAAUAUUGAUAUCGAGAAAAUUCUCAACAAGUUCAAUAAAAUUCCAAUUAAAUAUUUCGUUAAUGAUGAUGUUAAUGGCUUUUUAGAAUAUGUUAAUAACAAAUCAUCACAAUUCAACCCAAAUGCAACACAUGCACACAAAUCUUAUUUAAACUAUUGCGCGAUGCUAGGUUCUGUUAGUUGCUUUAAGAGUCUUAUACUUAAAGAUGCAAAAAUUGAUAAUUAUACACUCGAAUAUGCAUCUAUUGGAGGAGAUUUCGAAAUUUUCCAAAUUGUUGAACAAAAAAUUGGUGAAAAUCCUGAAAUCAUUUCUAACUCAUUAUUAAAAGCCAUACAAUGCCAUAAUGACGAAAUUGCAUAUUAUUUGAUUGAUAAAUAUUCAGCAGAAUUCCCUUUCUUGAGAUGUGCCGAGUGUUACAACAUGAAAUUCUUUAUUUAUAAAUUAGGAAAUAAUGAAACGAUUAAUGACCAAGAUGACUUCAAGUCCACAGCACUUCGUGCAUCAAUUCAUUUUGAAAUACCUUCAUUUGUUAGUUAUUUAUGUAAUUUCAAAGAUAUUAACUUAAAUUUGAGUGACAACCAAAGUGAAACUCCUCUUAUGAUAUCUUCUAUUUUGGGCAAUACAGAAAUCGCAAAAAUUCUUAUUGAAAAAGGUGCAGAUCUCAAUUUAAAGAGUGAUUUAGGAUAUUCUGCACUAAUGUAUUGCAGCUUAUAUAACAGUAUUUCAGUUACGAAACUACUUAUUCAACACAGUGCUCUAAAACAUCUUUACAAAGAUAGUAGAAGCAAACGAAUGAAUGCCAAAGAUAUUGCAGCCGAAAGUGGUCAUCAAGAAAUAGUUGAUUUACUAAAAUAG